AUGCAUCCGCAAUUUAUUGCUGCCGGCACCAAACUCUACGCUACCGGCUAUCCCAGUGAAAAUGCUAGCCUUUCUUGUGAGGCUUUUGGUGGUCUGUCCAUUCCCGGUGGGCUGCAACUACGUCUGCUUCGAGGCCCUGGUCUGAAAGAGUUGGCCGAAUACAACAGCCUCAAGUCAGCUCAAAUAAAUCGUCCUCCACCACCCAUGGCGAGAGCCCUCCUUGGUACUGAGCCUGAUGUUGCAUCCACUUCCUCCACGUCGAACUUCUAUGGCUCUUCAAAGUAUCCUGCCAGUGGUGCUGACACGACCGAGGAGAAUCGCCUGUUGGACAGUCGCCUGGCCCAGCAACGUCUGGGUGACCGGAUCGAAAUCAUUCGUCCUGGGAUGGAUCCGCGCUACCACCUGACAGCUGGACCAGAUCCUAAAAACCCCUACGCUGCCCAGAUUCGUCGCCGCUUAUUUGACAAGCAAGCCGCUGAGGUGUGGUCGGCUUGCAUGAAGUUGCCCGAGCGCGCUGUAAGACCGACCCUACAGUCAUUACAGUUAGUCAACACAAGCGAGUACGUAUUUUCGUCGCGGAAACUGCUUUGCUACGAAAACUGCACCGGCCGUCCUCAGCCGAGCUAA
Messenger RNA from Dibothriocephalus latus, 627 nucleotides. The record is from the annotation of a GenBank genome assembly. Lineage: Eukaryota; Metazoa; Platyhelminthes; Cestoda; Diphyllobothriidea; Diphyllobothriidae.